CUCCAUCUUCUGCCAGGGAGAGUGAAAAAAGGGCAGUGUGCGUCGAUACUUAUCUCUAUCGGGAAGAAUAACGUGGAAUCAAGCAACUUAACGUGCUCGCGCUCCAAGAUCUCCCACCACGUUUCCACACUCCAUCCGGACAGCUAUCGCCAUCAUCCACUGCUCGCCCACCCAUCACUCCCCAGUGCGAGUUUUUGAAGCGCCACUUGCGCUGCUCUAGAUCGCAACGUACAUACGGAGCCUCUUUUUCGUUCCUUGGACGUGCGCAAGGUACGUGUGUCUUUUGUUACUGCACAACUUCGGCCAAAGAAACAGGCUUUCCUGUGCAAUCAACAUAAAACCCAUUUCGACGAGUCUCCGUUCAUCAUGUCCCUUCCGCCACCUCCAGGUCUCCAACAGCAACCGUCUCAACCCCUGUCCUCGAAACCACCUCCGUCCACGUCUCUCCCCGCACGACCGCCCCCUACUGCUUCUUACCAGCCAACCGGUGCGCCGGGGGUAGCCAAUACUGCUUCGACUACUUCUGCUCCUAGACCCGGCGCCGGAUACAAUUCGCUCACAGCUUUUCAACCCCGUACCGUAACUACCGGCCAAUCUUUCCGCACUCACAGCCCUAAUGUCUCUGCGUCUCCAGCUGGCUACCAGCACCAUCACCAACCCCAUGUCCAGCAAUACUCGCGACCGCCCUAUGGGCAACCCAACAUAACCUACUACGGACAGCAACAGCAGCACUAUCAAAAUCAACACCAACCUUCACAGCAACACCAAGCGGUAGGCGCUUACGGUCAGCCGGGUGUCCCCCUCAUUCAAAAUCCCUUCCCUUAUCCAUCCCAGCCACCAAACAAUGCUUACAGCGGAGCUGGAAGAGGGUAUCACCGCCAAACCGCGGGCUCAGGCCUCGACCCGGACACCGAAGCGCAAAUAGCUCAAUGGCAGAGCGCGUACAUGGGUAAGGAGAGCAUCGAAGCCGCACAAGCCGCAGCAAAUACCGCCAGCGGCAAAGGCGCAUCGGGCGCCACUGGCGCCAACGCGGGGCCACUGGGAACCGUCCAACGCACACACGACGCUGCAGCGUCAGCGGCGCCAUCCAGCGGUCCGCAGACGACUUCAUCCACGCCUAUACCGCCAGGUGCAACCGCAGCGAUAGGCACAGCUGCAGGCGCAACCGCAGGUGCAGCCGAACCGGCCAAAACUGUCGUCCGCUCCGGCGGCGGCCAGAGCUGGACAGACUCCACGCUUCUCGAAUGGGACCCCGCACACUUCCGCCUCUUCGCGGGCAACCUCGCCGGCGAAGUGACGGACGACUCUCUCCUGAAGGCGUUCUCGAAGUACCCCUCCGUGCAGAAGGCGCGGGUGAUUCGCGAUAAGCGCACGGAGAAGAGUAAAGGGUAUGGUUUUGUGAGUUUUAGCGAUGGGGAGGAUUAUUUCCGGGCUGCGAGGGAGAUGCAAGGGAAGUAUAUUGGAUCGCAUCCCGUUUUGCUGAGGAGAGCUAUGACAGAGAUCCGACCCGUGGCGGCGUCGAAGGUUGGGGGGGUGGGGGGCAAGGGGGGUGGGAAGAAACGUGGAGGGGGGAGUGCUGGAGGUGGAAAGGGUGUUGGCAGUGCUGGAGGCGGCGGCGGCGGAGGCGGUGGUGGUUCGAAAGUCAUCGAUGGUGGGAUACAGAAAAAGCAAGGGAGGACGAAGGGUGGCUUGAGGGUUCUUGGAUAAUACGCCCGUACUUACUUGUUUUCUGUGUUUCUUCCUUGUGCUGUGUUUUGUCGUUGAUAUUUUGGCGAGUCAAUUCAAGUUUUGGAUGGUUUAUGUAUUCAUCUAUUCCCCUUUCCCUCGCUCGUGGUUUCCUUUUAUUCGUGGGUAUAAGCUCUCUAGAAUACUCGAUACAAAGCGCAUGGAAUUUUGUGUGCUGUUUAACUAAUAAAUUGUCUUCGAGACCUUUCCC
This is a messenger RNA of Histoplasma capsulatum G186AR, 1936 nucleotides long. Its product is annotated as RNP domain-containing protein. The record is from RefSeq and is a predicted model, not a curated record. The coding region runs from base 367 to 1707 and encodes 446 amino acids. Gene Ontology annotation, molecular function: mRNA binding. The transcript has a single exon. Lineage: Eukaryota; Fungi; Ascomycota; Eurotiomycetes; Onygenales; Ajellomycetaceae.